Messenger RNA from Bacidia gigantensis, 2892 nucleotides. RefSeq lists its product as uncharacterized. The transcript has 6 exons. The coding region runs from base 1 to 2892 and encodes 963 amino acids. Lineage: Eukaryota; Fungi; Ascomycota; Lecanoromycetes; Lecanorales; Ramalinaceae. Gene Ontology annotation, biological process: lipid oxidation. Gene Ontology annotation, molecular function: oxidoreductase activity, acting on single donors with incorporation of molecular oxygen, incorporation of two atoms of oxygen; metal ion binding. The record is from RefSeq and is a predicted model, not a curated record.
AUGGCUUGUUUGACAGGAUGGGCGGAGGGAAUUGGAGGAAAUUUUGCCGUCCACAAAGCGGUCUCUGAGAUACUGCCCAAGGAAACAAAGAUUGUCUCUGCUGAGUCUUGCGGGACCUCAUCAUGGACGAGAACCGCAAAGCUCUCGGUGAUUUUGCCCGGCGGCAGUCCAAAGAGGUACUUCCUCAAGUGCAUUAGAGGGCAGGGCGCACGGGCUUUGGUCGAGGGGGAAUAUCGUUCUGCAUCCGCUAUUGAGGCGGUAGUUCCAGGAUUUGUGCCAGAGCCGGUUGGCUGGGGCCAAUAUAGUAAUGACCAGUCACAAGAGCACUUUUAUGUCGGGGCCUUCCACGAUAUGGAUCUUGCCGUAGCCCCGGAACCGGAAUACUUAAUGUCCCAGUUAGCAGAGCUCCACCAAAGAGGAACAUCACCGAACGGAAUGUUUGGGUUUCCAGUCGCAACUGUUUUAGGAAAAUUUGAACGUACAGUUACCUGGGAAAAGAGUUGGGCGAAAGCUUUCGCUCGGCAAUUGGAAGAUGUGAUCAAUUUCGACAAUGAAACAAACGGUCCUUGGCCAGAAUAUGACAGCGCCUGCAAACAACUUAUUGACGUGGUGAUCCCAAGACUCCUGGGAGCUUUGCAGUCGGAAGGUCGUGAGAUAAAGCCGGCGCUGAUUCACGGGGAUUUCUGGGAGAACAAUGUGGGGGUAGACAUGGAAACGGGUAAAAUGGUUGUCUUCGAUCCUGGAAGUACCUAUGCCCAUAAUGAAAUGGUAUUUGGGACAUGGAGGUGCUCCUGGGCAUUCCACUUUAAUUCUCCGAUUUAUAUGAGGCUUUAUCAACGCCACGUUGAACCCUCAGAGCCUGUGGAGGAGUGGGACGACCGCAAUCGACUCUAUAGCAUCCACCCGUACUUGAAUGACUCUGCUGGACAUCCGGGAAGUGUUUCUAGACAAUUAGCUUACAACGACAUGCUGUACCUUUAUCUCCAGUACCUCCUCAAAGAUACACCGGAGAAGGUUGAAGAUGUUCAGCUCUCAGCGUGGGACUCGGCACUUUUCAAUCAAGAGCUUGUGCACUUGAAAAUUGCUCCUGUCAUCACUAAUCUGGCGAAGUCCGAUGUUCAAACCCAAAGCGAGGAAAAUGUGGGCGAUAUCGAAGAGGGUACAUGGGCUGGUUCUCAGCUAGCACUGACCGAUCUUUACCGCAGGAUCGAGCACGGAGCUCAUCUGUUUCAUUGGUCUGAUGGUACAGACAAUUAUCCACCACACUUAGAAGUGCCCCGUCAUGGCGGGAUCCCUAAGCCUUACAAUGCGCCUCAAUAUGAGAUUUUCAACGCAUGUGGUCUCUUGAACGCCGCGGGAAUGCUGGUCAAGAUAACUCCAAAGACGUUCCUUGGUACCUUCGCACAGAAGAUCUGGAGUGCAGCGGAGAACUUGAUCAACGGAAGGGGUUACCAAGGCAUCAGCUUUGCUGAGCUUGAAAUGCACAACAGAGAGUGGCGAAAAACCGCUGUUGAUGUGAUGAAGGGCAAAAAUCUAGGAGAUUUACCUGACUGGUUCUCCGACGCCAAAUUUGCACAGCAGUCAUUCACUGGCGCAAAUCCAAAUACAAUCCGCCUUGCAUCGGACACAUGGAUCUCCAGUUUCAAGCAGGCUGCAGAGAUGCAAAAACUGUCCGCCGUUUUAGACUUUAUCCAGAAAGCGGAGACGAGGUCCCUCUACGUGCAGGACUGCAGCUACUUUCGUGAGGCUGUCAAAGCUCAGCCAAAAGCAGAAUUAAAAGCCGAAGAUCGUUAUGGCACCGCGGCGGUGGCGCUGUAUCAUCUUUCUCAGAGCGGUCGGCUUCAUCCGAUCGCCAUCAUAAUUGACUGGAGAGGCUCUGUCCAAGAUUCGGUCACAAUUUUCAACAAACAACUUAUACCGCUGGACCCGCAGAGCUCAGACUACGAGUCCCAGCUCAAAAAGCAAAAGUCAGACUGGCCGUGGCGAUAUGCUAAAACGUGUGCCCAACUGCUAGAACCACACUGGUACAAAACACUCCCGCCCAAUGCGGCGGCAAGAGAAACUCUUGUUCCAAAGAUCAUCCUUGAAUUGGUCGGCUUUUCUGGGUCUCAGCCAUACGAUUUCAUCAAAUAUGCCUUUGCUGGUUUCGAUUUCACUGCCAACUACGUUCCUCAGGACCUUGCAUCGCGCGGCUUUCCAGAAUCUGAACUGAGAAGUCCUAGACUGAGAAACUAUCCGUAUGCACAAAACAUCCUGAGUAUUUGGAAUACGAUUCGCAAAUUCGUCCAUUCCAUGGUUGGGGUGACCAAAUAUUCCAGUGACAACGAGGUUGCUAAUGAUGCCCCAAUCCGGUCAUGGUACAAACAAAUUCGAAAUGAGGGCCAGAUACCAUCGUUUCCGGAAAUCAAAACAAGUGACCAGCUCAUCGACGCCAUUACCAUGUGUAUUCAUGUUGCGUCGCCUCAGCAUACAGCAAUCAAUUACCUUCAAAAUUUUUACAUGGGCUUCGUACCAGCCAAGCCUCCAUGCUUAUAUACUCCACUGCCCAAAACCCGCGAGGAGCUUGGCCGCAAACGCGAAGAGGACCUCCUACAUGCACUCCCCGUGGGGCACCAGCGAGAGUGGCUAUUAGCAACGCAAAUUCCAUGGUUGCUCAGUUACAAGCCUGCGGAGGAAGCGAACUUGUUCACGUACUCCGACAGUCUGUACAAUCUUUUGCGCAAGAAGUCAGGAUUGAGAGAUAAAAAGGUGACAGAGAUCGCGAAAGUCUUUCACGAAGACUUGAGGGCGUUGAUUGAGCAAUUCAAGGCAAGCAGCGAUAACAUGACCACGGACACCGUGCCAUACAUAGUUAUGAACCCAGGAACUACCGCUGUCAGUAUCUUGUUGUAA